Molecule: messenger RNA, 1190 nt
Organism: Dinoponera quadriceps
Lineage: Eukaryota; Metazoa; Arthropoda; Insecta; Hymenoptera; Formicidae
Product: zinc finger protein 511
Exons: 3
Coding region: 178-957 (259 amino acids)
Source: RefSeq, a predicted model, not a curated record
AAUAAUAUACAGUUCAUGCUCCAAAGUAAAUACAACACUAACAUUAUUCUUCGUAAUUUACAAAUAAAUGUGUUAAAACGUUAAUACGGGCAUGCUAAAAGAAAUAAAUUGCAUUUGCAUUAAAUUCUUGGAGAAAACGAAUGAUUUAGUUGUAUAGUGUUCAAUAAAGUGUUAAGUAUGGAAGAGGUUCUGAAACAAUUAGGGGUUGGAAUCCGACCUGUGAAUGAUCCUUUCUUUGACGACUCCUAUCAAACUUGUAAAGUUUUCCAAAGGAAAGGAGUUACGGUCGAUGACGAUGAAGAAUUAUGUCACGAAGUUGUCGGAGAAUUUCCUUGUUACGUCUCAGGAUGCAAAAGCACUUUUCAAACGUUGCUUGAUUAUGAGAUGCAUUACAAUACUUCUCAUCGGUAUGUUUGUACAGAAUGUAAGACAUCUAGGCCAAAUCCACGACUAUUAGAAAUCCAUAUCCAAGAGUUGCAUGAUGCUUUCUUCAAAGUUUUAUCAGAAAAACAGGCUAUGUAUCAGUGUUAUGAUUCUGAAUGCGACAUAAAGUUUAAUAACCCAGUGGAAAGGAGAGAGCAUUGCAUUCAAAUACACAAGUUUCCGAAGAAAUAUCGAUUUGAUGACACUUCACUUUAUAAUACGAAGGAAAAAUCAGAUAAAAUGGAAAUUGAUGAUGUUGGUAAAAGCCAGAAAAAUGCUAAAGUAAUUUUAAAUAAAAAUAACAAAAGUAAGAUGUUCACAAAAGCUGCUACUAGUAAAAUUUGUGUAAAUACUGACAGUGUAAAAACAAUUCCAUCAACUGAUACAAAGACAAACUUUACAUCACCAUUAAUUUUUCUACCUAGACAAGUACAAAGGUCUUUUUCAAAAGUACUUACAAAUAAUCAGAAUAGAGAAAGAAAUGUUCUCGAAUCACAUACUAUGGUGGAACUAGCAGAUUCAUUGCCUGAUUGACAUAUUGAGAUGAAUUUAAAAGUUUUCUUCUUAUUUCGUUGACAUAUCUGCAUAAAUUCCAAAAGUGUAUCGAUUUUAUCGAGAUGACUGAUAAAUUUGAAUAAAAUAUUUGAGUGUAAAGUGUACAUAAAUCACACAUUGAUAUUCUAACGAAAUGAAAAUUAUUUUAUUUAAAAAUGUAAAAAUUUACACAACUUAAAUAGUAAUACCCACUUUAUAAUAUAUAGGAAACC